Molecule: messenger RNA, 654 nt
Organism: Diaporthe amygdali
Lineage: Eukaryota; Fungi; Ascomycota; Sordariomycetes; Diaporthales; Diaporthaceae
Product: succinate dehydrogenase membrane anchor subunit
Exons: 2
Coding region: 1-654 (217 amino acids)
Biological process (GO): mitochondrial electron transport, succinate to ubiquinone; tricarboxylic acid cycle
Cellular component (GO): membrane; mitochondrial envelope
Molecular function (GO): heme binding; ubiquinone binding
Source: RefSeq, a predicted model, not a curated record
AUGACAUCCUCCAAACUCCAUCCAGUCUGGACAGACCAAACGCCGCCCGCGAUCUCAACAUCGAUCUUGCCCCCGUCGCAACACCCAGCCAAUCUCGCCACCUACAACGAUUGUGACGCGCCGACAAGCCCGAAGAAACAUGGCAUCUCUUGCUCGUCCAGCUCUGCUGCGGCAGACCGCUGCCGCCUCACGAUCCAUGGCACCUUCGACCCGGGCUGGCCCGUCGAUGCUCUCCAAAACCUUGUUGAGGCCAAGCACCCAGCCCUCGUCGAAGCCCAGCAUCAGGUCAUCCACGGCAGCGUCAAUGAGCCCGCGCCAGUCCCUUCACCGUCUCCAUCCCAUGGUCACUACCACUGGACCUUCGAGCGUGGCAUGGCCGCCGCCCUAGUGCCUCUCUCCAUCGCACCCUUUGCCGCCGGCUCGUUAAACCCCACCAUGGACGCCCUCCUCGCAACCACUCUGCUUGUCCACGCCCACAUGGGCGUCCAGGCCAUCAUCAUUGACUACGUUCCCAAGAAGCGAUAUCCCAACUUGCGCAAAUCUAGUCACUGGCUUCUGAAUGCGGCGACCAUUCUGGCGGGCAUAGGAUUAUACGAGUUUGAGACGACCGACGUCGGCUUGGUCGAGGCCACCAAGAGGCUAUGGCGAGCAUAA